This is a messenger RNA of Macadamia integrifolia, 810 nucleotides long. RefSeq names its product cysteine-rich receptor-like protein kinase 10. The coding region runs from base 1 to 810 and encodes 269 amino acids. Gene Ontology annotation, biological process: protein phosphorylation. Gene Ontology annotation, molecular function: ATP binding; protein kinase activity. Lineage: Eukaryota; Viridiplantae; Streptophyta; Magnoliopsida; Proteales; Proteaceae. The transcript is spliced from 6 exons. The record is from RefSeq and is a predicted model, not a curated record.
AUGGUAGAUAGUAAGGACAAGGAAGGGAUUGAAGGAUAUGCAUCUGUAUCUGUCUUUGAAAGAUUUAGAACUCUAUUUGACUUCAGUACAAUAAAAGAUGCUACUAAUGACUUCUCUGACAUAAAUAAGCUGGGUGUUGGUGGAUUUGGUGUUGUUUACAAGGGUAGGCUUUCAAAUGGACAAGAGAUAGCUGUGACGAGACUCUCUAGAAAUUCUACACAAGGUGAAGUGGAAUUUGAAAAUGAAGUUGCUUUAGUAGCCAAGCUGCAACAUAGGAAUCUUGUUAGAAUGCUAGGCUUCUGCUUGGAAGGAAAAUUGUUGAUCUAUGAGUUUGUCCCCAACAAAAGUCUUGAUUACUUCUUAUUUGACCCAAUCAAACGUGCAGAUUUGAAUUGGGAGAAGCGUUAUAACAUCAUAGAAGGGAUUGCACGUGGUCUUCUUUAUCUUCAUGAAGAUUCUCAAUUCAAGAUUAUUCAUCGUGAUCUUAAGCCUGGAAAUAUUUUACUUGAUGCUAAAAUGAACCCAAAGAUUUCGGACUUUGGCCUGGCAAAACUAGUUGAAAUGGAACAAACUCGAGAGAAAACAAAAAAUGUUGUCGGUACCAUUGGAUAUAUGGCCCCAGAGUAUGCUAUAAAGGGUCGAUUUUCUGUGAAGUCUGAUGUUUAUAGCUUCGGAGUUAUUUUGCUCGAGAUAUUAAGUGUGAAAAAAGUCAACAGUUUCUACCAUGGGAAAGAUUCUCAAAACCUUCUUGGAUAUGCCUGGAAACUCUGGCAAGAAGGAAAAGGUUUGGAGUUUAUAGCCCUUUAUUGA